AUAUAUAUAUAUAUAUAUUAAUUUAUAGAGUAUUGUGAAAAGGAUAAAACAAAGAGUAGAGAGAUAUGGAAGGAGAUAAAGGAACAGUGUGUGUGACUGGAGGUACUGGGUUCAUAGCUUCAUGGGUCAUCAAGAGCCUUCUUCAGGAGGGUUACUCUGUUCGUACAACUGUUAGGGCUGAUCCAGAAAACAGAAGGGACCUUAGUUUCCUCACAAGUCUACCAGGAGCAGCCGAAAAGCUGAAAAUCCUGAGUGCAGAUCUUAGUGACCCCAACAGUUUCGAUGCAGCCAUUGAAGGAACCAAGGCAGUGCUCCAUGUUGCCACUCCUGUCGAUUUCCAAAACAAAGAAUCUGAAGAAGCAAUAACUGAGAGGUCAAUAAAUGGAGCAGUAGGCAUCUUGAAGGCAUGCUUAAGAUCAAAAACAGUGAAGAGAGUUGUAUAUACUUCAAGUGCAUCCACUGUUGUUUUCAAUGGCCAAGAAAUGGACAUGAUGGAUGAGAGUUUCUGGACUGAUGUGGAUUUCGUUAGACAAAAAUUAAGCCCAAACGCACAUUCUUACAUUAUUUCUAAGACAUGGACAGAAAGGGCGGCUCUUGAAUUUGGUGCACAACAUGGAUUGGAUGUGGUGACAGUGAUUCCUAGUUUUGUUGUAGGCCCUUUCAUAUGCCCCAAGUUCCCUGGUUCAGUGCGCACAUCAUUGGCUCUGGUCUUAGGGAACCAAUCUGAAUAUAGUUUCCUUCUGAAUUUUUCAAUGGUGCAUGUUGAUGACGUGGCAAGGGCACAUAUAUUCCUGCUUGAAUAUCCAGAUGCAAAAGGAAGAUACAAUUGUUCUUCCGACACCAUAAGCCUUGAGAAGUUGUCUGAAUUUCUUGGUGGCAAAUACCCAGAGUUCCCAAUUCCAUCAUCAGAAUCCUUGGGAGAAAUCAAAGGUAUGAAAUGUCCUGGUUUGUCAUCAAAGAAACUGUUGGAAACAGGUUUCGAAUUCAAGAAUGGGGUGGAGGAAAUGUUUGAUGGAGCCAUUCAGUGCUGCAAGGAAAGAGGAUAUCUCUAGUUACCCAAAUUUACCAUCUCUACUAUGCAAAUAAUGGAGGGAUUAAUAUAUUUUGUUCGUGAGUUAGGAUUUUGAUUUCGGGUAUGGGUUUGUGUGUUUAAUAUAUUUAUGUUUAUUUUCUCUAUACUGUAUUCUUAUUUGUUUCCUCAAUUAGUGAAAAACCGAAGUCUAUUUUGUUCGUAAUUUUUAUCCUCUCAAAAGGAAUUUUCUACAUAAA
Gossypium arboreum is the source of this 1269-nucleotide messenger RNA. RefSeq names its product vestitone reductase-like. The coding region runs from base 66 to 1052 and encodes 328 amino acids. The record is from RefSeq and is a predicted model, not a curated record. NCBI's taxonomy places the organism in Eukaryota, Viridiplantae, Streptophyta, Magnoliopsida, Malvales, Malvaceae. The transcript is spliced from 4 exons. Gene Ontology annotation, molecular function: oxidoreductase activity, acting on the CH-OH group of donors, NAD or NADP as acceptor.